AUGGCAUUGGAAGUUCAGGUUGCAGAGACAGCCUAUGUCUUCUAUAAUGUAAGUGAAGAAUCAUUAAGCAGAUGUCCUGCCCUAGGACUGAGUUACAUCUGGUACAGCAAAGUCACGUCCCCAACAGUCAAAGCAAAUCAAAGGCAAGGCUACACUGCAAAAGACAAACAGUGUCAGGGCUUUGAUGACAAACAGGGAAAUGGAACAUAUAUUCCAGGUUCACUGGCCAAAAUUGAUGGUUGCAAAUUGACUGAGAAGAAAUGCCCUCCACCACCUGAUGUUGUGUCAGGCCAUGGUGACUUGCCUCUUACUCAGAAAGGAGAGUGGGUAUUACAGCCGCCUGACCAAACGGUUGCUGGUGUUGAUUUUACUGCAGCUGUUGUCCUUUGUCUGCUUUCUUCUAUCAUGUCAUCACUGACGAUGCCAACUGGCACCAGGAUCCUGGGAAAGUCGACCAGCUCCUACGAAAAUACAAUGGCCCCCUCGUCCAGAAUCCGUGCCUAUGCCAACAAGAUAAGCCUUCUUCAGAUCAUUCAGUCUUACGUUCAAGAAGCAGGAAUAGGCAAGGCUCUGAAGAUGCUAGGUUAUACAGUUCUAUGCCUGUGCUUUCUCAUCAACCUUCAUGGGGGCACUUUCUCAUUGGCUUUGACAAAGGAUGAGGUGUACGCAAACAUCAGCAACCGGCAUAUAAUAACGGACCAGGAUGCAGAUUCCUUGAUAAACAUCCAAACGCCUACGGUUUAUAAAGACUACCUGGCAAGAGACUGCAGGCAUGCUUACCACCGUGGGAGGACCCAGAAUGGCCUGUAUGUCAUCCGUCCGAAAUACACUUCUCAAUUUGUUGCUGUCUACUGUGAUAUGGAUUACGAUGGAGGUGGCUGGACAGUUCUGCACAGAAAUGAUGUCAGCCAAAAGACACCGUGGUCAGGCUCAUGGCAGGAUUAUAAGCAGGGCUUUGGGAACUUGCGGGGAAACCACUGGCUUGGCAAUGAAAUCAUAUACCUCUUAACCAGGCAGAAUGCCUUCACUGUGCGAUUUGUCAUUGUUGAUGGUAAUGGAAAGAAUAAGUACGCUGAGUACCAGAGCUUCAGGGUGGACAGUGAAUCUACUGGCUAUGUCUUGAGGCUAGGGAAUUACACAGGGGAUGCAGGGGAUGCCCUGACCACAGUGGGUGAAUCGGGAAUCCAUGACAACAUGAGGUUUUCCACUGAAGACAGGGAUAAUGACCGGAGGGCCAGUACGAAUUGUGCACUGGACAACGGUGGUGGCUGGUGGUAUGAUAACUGUUACUCAGCCCUCCUCACCAGUGGCCAGCACAUUUACUGGAAGGGAUUGUGCACACAGACUAGCAACUGCAAAGUAGCAUCCAUCAUGAUUAGACCAAAUGGGAAAAACUGCCACCUACCUCGAAGGUAUUAA
Messenger RNA from Varanus komodoensis (Komodo dragon), 1419 nucleotides. RefSeq lists its product as uncharacterized. The transcript is spliced from 7 exons. The coding region runs from base 1 to 1419 and encodes 472 amino acids. The record is from RefSeq and is a predicted model, not a curated record. NCBI's taxonomy places the organism in Eukaryota, Metazoa, Chordata, Lepidosauria, Squamata, Varanidae.